Triticum dicoccoides is the source of this 3079-nucleotide messenger RNA. RefSeq lists its product as uncharacterized. The record is from RefSeq and is a predicted model, not a curated record. The transcript has 2 exons. NCBI's taxonomy places the organism in Eukaryota, Viridiplantae, Streptophyta, Magnoliopsida, Poales, Poaceae. Bases 460 to 2745 code for a protein of 761 amino acids.
CUCAAAAACAAAACCACUGUUCCCCGUCCCCAUUUUUUUCCGGGCAUAAACACGGGGCUCGUCCCGUGCUUGCUCGCCGCCGCCGGCGGGUCGUGGCGAGGCCGCCGCCUCCCCGUCUUCUGCUUCCCCGCCGCUGCCACCCCCUUCGCUUCUCCCCCUGCGUCCGGUCUCUGUCGCGGGCGCCUCCUCAUCUCGCUUCUCCGCCGCCGGCGCGGCCUUCUACCCUUUCCGUGCUUCCCCGCCGCCACCGCCGCCGCCGUACCCAUCCAGAGCGACGGACCUCUUGAGCGUCUGCAGAUUCCUUCCACUCUCGGUUUGAUUAGGGCUUGGAAGGUUUGUUUGGUCACACUCAGCGCUGAUUGGUGGAAGGUGUUGUUGUGGUUCUCUGUUGUCUGAUAUCUCGCUGGAAUCCAUAGUGAGAGCGUGGCUGCUGUUCGUACCUUUUUGAGCUGUGACGGAAUGGAGUGCAACAAGGAUGAGGCCCUUAGGGCGAAGGAAAUUGCAGAGAGGAAGUUCCAAUCCAGGGACCUGCAGGGGGCCAAGAAAUUCGCCCUCAAGGCCAAGGCUCUCUUUCCGGAUCUCGAAGGUAUUGUGCAGAUGAUCACUACCUUGGAUGUUUACCUUACUUCGGAGGUGAAGAUUGCUGGUGGGAAGGACUGGUACUCUAUCCUUUCCGUGGACAUGUCGGCAGAUGAUGAAACUCUGAAGAAGCAGUACAGGAAGUUGGUGCUUCAGCUCCAUCCCGACAAGAACAAGUCAGUUGGUGCUGAGGGUGCUUUCCAGAUGGUUCAAGAGGCAUGGACCGUGCUGUCCGACAAAACCAAGAGAGCGCUGUUUGACCAAAAAAGGAAACUGAUUGCAAUGCAACAGAAGACAUCUCAAUCAAAUAAGACAAGUGCAGCCAAUGGCUUUGAACAUUUCGCAGCCAAAGCACCCGCUUCCAAGGCAAGUGCAAACAAAGAAAAGACAGGAUCAGCAACAUCUGCAGUGCGCCAGCGCCCGCCCCCGCCCCCACCCCCACAGCGCCCGUCUCCACCCCCGCCACCACAGCGGCCGCUUCCCCGCCAUCAGGCUGCUGCUCCAGCUCCACCUCCAGCAGCACAACCUACAUUUUGGACCUCAUGCAACAGGUGCAAGAUGAAUUUUGAAUACCUCAGAGAGUAUUUAAAUCGCAAUCUGCUUUGCCCUAGCUGCCGCGAGCCGUUCAUAGCAAAAGAGGUUCCGAUGCCACCACCUGAGGUUGUUCAGGCAGUACGUGAUUCAAACAUCCAUGGUGCAACUCACGAUGCAAGCACUGGCAGAAAGUUUCAGUGGGGUCUGUUCUCAAGGACAGCUGGUCCAGCUAGUGCUACUGCAUCAUCUGCUGCUGGUGCUCAAGCUGCUAAUAUGGUUCAUCAGACGUAUGAGAAAGUCAAGAGAGAGAGGGAGGAGGCGCAAGCUGCAGCAAGAAGGGAAGAAGCUCUUCAGAGGAAGCACAAUCCUCUAAAAAGGAAAGCAAAUGUGUCCGAGAAUGUUAACCAUGGAAUGGGUGAUGUUGCAUCUGGAAAGAAGAUGAAAACUGUGGGUAACGAUGCUGGAGUUGGUUCUUCCUCCAUUCUCUCAGGUCCAUGGGCCAAUUAUGUUGGAACGCCUGGUGGAACUAUACCAUUUUCAAGCAACAGUGGAGCCUUUGAGUUUCAAGGUGCUAAUGGUGUGAUACCGAAUUGGAGACCCAGGCCUUCUACUCGGAUCAGCGUAACUAGGACUUUCUCUAAGAAGGAUAUUAGGAGCAUUUUGAUUGACAAGAUGAAGAGCAAUUUGAGGGAGAAUCUAAAGGAGAUAAGAAGUAAACCACUCCAAGUUACAGUUAAUGGAAAAGCUAGCGAGAAACAUGUGGUUAACGAACAUGUUGAGGGUAAUGAAACUCUUGCAUCAGAUGAUUCUACCGCAAACAAAGAUGUCUCUGCUGAUCCAGAGGAGAAUGGUUCUUCUAAUAGCGCAGAUGCUGAAAAUGAAGAUGACAACACUUUCUCCUAUACUGUUCCUGAUCCUGAUUUCCAUGAUUUUGACAAGGAUCGUACUGAGGAAUCUUUUCAGAGUGAUCAAAUUUGGGCUUCAUAUGAUGAUGAAGAUGGUAUGCCUCGUUAUUACGCAUACAUUCAGAAAGUUAUCUCCUUGACUCCAUUUAAGGUCAAAAUAAGUUAUCUCGCAUCGAGGACAAAUAGUGAAUUUGGACCAUUGAAUUGGGCUUCUUCUGGCUUCAUAAAGACAUGCGGUGAUUUCAGGAUUGGUAAAUACGAAACCGUAGAUAUAAUCAAUAUGUUCUCUCACCAGAUAAAAUGGGAGAAAGGUCCACGUGGGGUGGUCAAAAUUUAUCCGCGGAAAGGUGAUAUCUGGGCUUUGUACCGAAAUUGGUCCCCUGACUGGAAUGGAGAUACUCCUGAUAAUGUGCUUCAUGUUUAUGAUCUGGUUGAGGUACAGGAUGAUUAUGAUGAAGAUAAUGGAAUUUCUGUCAUUCCCUUGAUUAAGCUCACUGGAUUUCGAACAGUUUUCCAGCAUCAUCAGGACCGGGAUGCCAUCAAGAGGAUUCCAAAGGGAGAGAUGUUUCGGUUUUCACAUCAGGUUCCCUUUUACAGGAUGUCAGGGGAAGAAGCUCCAAAUGUCCCUAAAGGUAGCUUUGAGGUAGAUCCAGCUGCUAUCUCUAAAGAACUUCUUCAGGGAAUCACUGAAACUGUGAAGGAGGCAGAGGGAACUUCUAAAUGCUGAUUAAAACAGUUGAUGCUGACUCGGUUAUGCCUUUGUUGACCUGCCGUUUUGAAUCAAAUAUUUGUUGACAUCUGCUAGUUUCUAUAGUUUCCUAGCCUCUACUACUUUUGACUAUCACCUUUGUAUACAGUUGUUGGUCUGGGGCUAGCCAUUCCUAAAUCAUCUUGUAUGGCAUCUGGGCAUGUGUCUUGUCAUCUCAAAACUUAAACAGUGAUGCUGAUAAUGUGAGUUAGAGACAUAGUCAUUUUGUAUGUCACAAAAACUUGGAAGUGCUGAUACUUCUACAAUAUGUUGUUUUAUCUCUAGCUGUAUGAGAAUGAAGGUUUUGCUAUUU